AUGAGCAAGGCUGAUGCCGAAGAAGAAGCUGAGAGAGCUGCCAAGGAGGCCGUUCCUACUAAGAAGGUUGUCUGUAGAACCUGUGGUGGUGAGCACUUCACCGCGAAAUGUCCUUACAAAGAUGCACUUGGAUCUGCCGACAGUGCUAAUGAAGGUAGCGAGCCUGCUACCAGCAGGUACGGUACACCUCAACCCGAGGCUGGUCCUACUACCGGUGUCUAUGUGGCACCUCACCAACGUGGCAAGCCACCUGGUACUGUGCUUACUGAUCCUGGUAGAACUCCUCUCAAUGGCGAGCGUGACGAUAGUGCUACUCUCCGUGUUACCAACUUGAGUGAAGAUAUUGUCGAAGACGAGCUGCGCCAUCUCUUUGGUAGAAUGGGCCGUAUUGUUAGAUGUCACUUGGUCCGUGACAGAGAAACUGGCCGUAACAGAGGUUUCGCCUUUGUUUCUUACGAAACCCGUGACGUCGCUGAAAGAGCUUGUGAGAAGCUUAAUGGCUAUGCCUUUGAUAACUUGAUUAUGCAUGUGGAAUUCUCAAAGAAAUAA
Molecule: messenger RNA, 549 nt
Organism: Sugiyamaella lignohabitans
Lineage: Eukaryota; Fungi; Ascomycota; Dipodascomycetes; Dipodascales; Trichomonascaceae
Gene: TIF35
Product: Tif35p
Exons: 1
Coding region: 1-549 (182 amino acids)
Molecular function (GO): RNA binding
Source: RefSeq, a predicted model, not a curated record